CGCAUAUCCGUUAGUGGUCCAGAGGGUACGUUCAGUCUCCGCCCCCUUCGUGAUGUCACACAUCUCUACCUAUUAGCAGCAGGCACAGGGUUCACACCAAUGGCUCGCCUCAUCCAACUGGCCCUUCAGGACCUUGACACCAUCAGGUGGGGCAUAUCAGAAGACUUAGACCGGGCAAAAGAUGCCACAGAAAAAACCAAGCUGCUCUUUUUUAACCGACGAGAGGAGGACAUUCUGUGGCGCUCUGAACUGGAUGAACUGGCUGCUAAUAAUGAGAGGUUUCAGGUGGAGUACGUCCUGUCUGAGCCCUGUGAAAGCUGGACCGAAAGGAAGGGUCGGGUGGAUGAGUCCAUGCUGAAGGAUUUCCUCAACAGGCCAGAUGGGUCAAAAUGCUAUGUGUGUGUUUGUGGCCCCACUGCCUUUACAGAGCUAACAACAGGGUUGUUGAAGCAGCAGGGCUUCAGUGAGGAAGAGCUCCAUGCCUUCCAGGGCUGAGGAGCUCUGCCCUGAUCCAACUCCACCCUGCAAAGACUGUGUAUGCCUGUGUGUGAGAGAGAGAGAGAGAGUCUAAUUUAAUUUAUAAACUUGUGUUUGUGAGAAAUGAAAGGAACAUUGUAUUUCUAUGCACCAAAAAUCUGAUGAUGCUGACAGCAGAUAACACACUCCAGUCUUUGAUUGGCUGAAUAGUAGAUCACUAAAUUACAGUGCAGUAAGAUUGUUAAGAUUGUGGAUAGUGUGGUCAGUGUCUGGAACAAAGUUAAUACAGUUCAUAGAGUUGAAACAUUGUAAAGAAAAGCAGCAAAAUAUAUUAAGAUAAAUGAAUGAGAUUAUGUAAACCGAUGAGGUAAAUGCAAUAUAAAAAGACGUUUAGCAUGAGCAGAUGAUCGUCUGCAGACACUCACAGAUCUUAAUGUUCCAGUUACAUGGAUGCAGUUUAAACCACUGCAGUGAAAUAAAAUGCAUUAUGGUGACAUUUUUAAAGGUUAGUCUCCCAUUCUUUAAGAGUGAGGCAAUUUUCACUCAGUUCUGAUUGGAGUCUUGACUCAAUCAAGUUUAAUUUAGAGUCUGAGUCACUUUGCAGAACAGAAAGGAAACGCAGUGAUAUAACUAGGGAUGGGUAUCGCCUUUAUGGUAUCGACCGAAACAGUCAAAGCAGUACUUCAAUCGAUACUUCUUGUAACCAGAUCGCGGCAAAACAUUACUAUUUCUAUGCUUUUGCUUGAGGCCAAACAGGCAAGCAACACACUGAAAGAAAGAGAAGAGCUCGCUUUUUAUUUUUCCUUUUGUGCCUGCACCAUAGACUGAAUAAAAAGGCCUGCACGCGCUCAGUCCGUGCGUGAUUUUAACAGCCGCUCACCUUCGGCGGCGUGUCAGGUUCGUCACUGCUGCAAGUUUAUCAGCACAAGCUCGGCUUUCCGUUGGUUUCGUCUUCUGGUAUCACUGAACACUUCUCUGUACAUUUUUCUUUGCUGUUCACAUCACUUGUCACCGUUCGAUCAGCUGAUUUUGCUCACGGAUCCUGCGGCUGCUUCAGGUGUAGCUGGUUUGAUCGGCUGGACGUGCAGCGUCUCUUCUGUUUGAGAGUCUUUAGUGUAGUUUAGUAACUUGUUUAAACAGACUCGUUUUAUACGACUCACCACUACAGGAAAAAGCGCUCGCAGAGAUCUUUCAAUUCAGUUUAUUGAUCGAAAGUUAACAAAAUAAUUUUCCUUUGUUUACUUUCAACACACAUACCAAAAAAUUACCUUAAAUUCGUUUUCCCCGUAUAAUACUAGCCGUGAGGAUGAACUAAUCAUGUUGAGGAGGAUCUGAUACAAUUUCCCAAUACUUUUAUUUAACAGUUAUUUGAAACAAAAAAAAAAAAUGGAUAACCUUGCUUGUCCAUAACAACGAUAAAAAAUAAUAGGCUACCAAUCAACUACUACGGCUUCAACAGGUGGCAUUUUAUGCAAGGUAUUGAAUGAAGUUCAAGCUCUGUUGGUAUCGGUAUUGUAAAAUUUUAAACGAUACCCAACCCUAGAUAUAACAUUGUACUAUAGUGCAGUACUGGUUCUGUAAACAAUGCAGAAUAUUUCAUAGUUUCCAAUCACACACUGAUGUCAUGUCUUAGUUAUCAGGAGGCGCCUUUCUCUGUUGAUGUAGUGUUGGCAUGGAAGUUCAUGCUGCUCAAGAGUGUGGGUGCACAGUUGGAAUGUAACUUUUCUGCAAAGACUGCCAUGAAGAGAAGACUGCCACGAAUUGAACACCUCUGCUAAAGGUUGCAAUGAUUCUUAGACCUUACAGAGGACUGGGACACAUCACUGAUAUAAUCUGGGAUCAUUGGGUGUUUCACAUCUUUCAACUUUAGACACCCUCGACCCAGCCAGGGUUGACCAGCCCAAUGUGUGUCCCCGCAGCACUACCCAUUAGAUCCCUCCUCCUGGUCAGAAGCCUCCGAUGUGUUCCUGAUACCUCCUCUCAGUGCAGCGUCUGUAACGUCCAGCAGCAUGAUGGCACUGCAGAGUGAGCAAAGUAAGGGAACUUGUCCUCACACUGCCAGUCAGUCACAGCAGUUAGUAGGCCUGUUGACACCCUGGACUGUAGCUGAGGCCGCUCACCAGCUCUCAUGAAUGCAUUGUGCUUCCUAGGUAGGCGGAGAGGUGCUUGCUGCUGUUGAUGGCUGAUGCAACACUGCUUUAGCACUUGGUGCCUGCAAAGCCUUUUCACAGGGCCGCAGCCGCUGCCUACGAAAAAAUACUAGGUGCUCGCUUUUGUAAAGGAAACUCCACGACAAUGCAAGGUGCUCUUGAAGUCAAAUUAUAGAAAAAGGGAAGCCCCUCGGCUUACUUCAGGCACAGAGCCAAGGAUGUAGUUAAAUCAAAGUUUAAAAACAAAAUACAAAUCAAGGAGAAGGCCGACCACUUUUGAUCCACACUGGGUCUUCCUCAGGGGGUGGCUGGAGUCAACCUGAGUGGCAAAGCAUGAUUCCUUAAAUAAACAAUUAGUGCUCAGGAGGCCAAAUUACACCAGCAUAUCACACAGUUUUCACAGGGCCUUCUGGCAGCUGCUCUGGAUAUACUUCAAGUUUAGAUUGGAUUGUCAGCUCCUCACUCUUGCCCAGUGCGUUGGGGUUAGACUGACACAUUAAAGCAUUCCAAAACAGCCCAGAUCACGAAGUUCUGCCUGCCAAAUGUCAGACGAAGACAUCCUCUCCUGCGCACUCAAGCCUCUUCGAUGCCUGCCUGCACUUCCUUCAGGACUGCUAGUUGUCUGUCCUGUGCAUCGGUAUGUGUGCGCCAAAACUACAGAUCGGUGUGGGUAAAACCUAGAUCAUGUCCGCUCCAAACGUCUGGCCGCCGUUGUCACUGCAAAACCUAUGUGGCAGUGUUGAUAGCUGAAGGGCCCAUUGGUUUAACACCUGUGCGUUAAUGAUGACGGGUGAAUCUGCUUUCCCAGUCUGCUUUAAAAGGCUCGUUUGUGCCACAGCUUAAUUCUUUUAGUCCUCUUUGUGAUGAAGAUGAAAACUGCUCCUGAGCCAAACAAAUGGCCACUGUUUUAAGGUGGAACUCUUCUGUUUUAUUCCAAAUAAACCGCACAAGGAUUUUACCUGGUAAAGACCCACAAGACACUGCGUACUAAGAGCAGAUAAUGUGCCUGUUUAGAGAAAGAGUAGCAAACAGCUGCUGUUUAGUUUUGCUAAUUUUCUUAUCAAGAAAUAAUUAAAGAAGCCCUUCUGUAACUUGGCAAGUCAAAAUAAAGCUGUGGUUCCUUCUGUUA
Molecule: messenger RNA, 3756 nt
Organism: Micropterus dolomieu (smallmouth bass)
Lineage: Eukaryota; Metazoa; Chordata; Actinopteri; Centrarchiformes; Centrarchidae
Product: cytochrome b5 reductase 4-like
Exons: 4
Coding region: 100-495 (131 amino acids)
Molecular function (GO): oxidoreductase activity
Source: RefSeq, a predicted model, not a curated record